AUGGGCGAUACAGAACGUGGAUACAAUGACUGUCCAUUCCCAGAUGUUGCAGAAUUAUUGCGGCCAUUCAUCAAGCCCAGGCAAGAGAUCUCCAAGACAAGGCAGGAGCUCCAGACACAUCUCCCACUUUCCGCGUUGAAUGUGGCACUACCUUCGGAGAGAGUCAACGCCUCCGCGCUUGGAGGCGUACGCAAGGCUUACUGGAGAGCUUUACAAGCUCACAAUGCCGCUCAGGCGAAAUACGAUGCGCUGAAGGCUGAUAUUGCCCAACUCAACAAUGAGCCUUCAACAUUUCCCGACGCUCAAGACAGCUCAGCCUUUCUGACGGAGUGCUAUGUGCCGCUGAUACGUCAGCGAGAGAGGCAACGAAAACUCAUCGCACUGGAGAAUGCCUUCGCUCGCACGAAGUCAUGUGGCGGUGAUGCGAUUGGAGAGUCCUUCGACAAAGUCGCGAAACGGGAAAUCGGCGAAUUGCCUGGACCACCUUCUACUUCCGCUUUCCCAGAGCAUGAAUCUGAGUCAGGAUCCGACUAUGAUCUUCACAAGCUGAAGAAGGCUAUCCUCACGACCAAACAGCAACUCCAGCAGCACGAAGGUAAAGCGACUAGCGUUUUAGGAGUCAGUCCUGAUGAGAUCGAUCCGCGUGCAGACCUUCGAGGCUUACAGAAGGCGCAUCUUGAACUCACAACUUGGAUGGAAACCCAACUUGCUAUUAUAAGCGAUGUGGAGAUACCUAAAGAAGGCGACACAGUUGGAUCCGCGAGUCCUAGGUCUAUUGAUGGCGGACAAUUCUCCGCUCGAGAUAUCGAAGCCUUAUACGAUCAAUAUUUGGACGCUAGGGAAAGGCUGCUCCAYCUUGUCUCAAAUCCACCCGCGCAGACUCAGACAGAAAAUGAUGAGCCCUUGGGAGGCGCACAACGCAUCACAGAAGCGCUUGAUCUCGAGCAGCAGGCAACAGCAUCCGAAGCAUUACUCCCUCACCUAUCCGGACUACUGUCGUUGAAGCAACAAGAGCAGGCCUUGCUGCAGCAGAGCGCUUACACAAGACGCCAAAUCGCAUCUGCAGAGUCGCACUCUCGUGCCAUCUUGACUCGUCUCGCGGAUGAGAGCCAUCUGUUACAGCCCGAUAUCAACCGCGCAUCGCCGAGGGGCACGGAUUGGGCGAAAGCUGCGACAGAAUCCAGUGCUGCAACUUCAAAAUCCUCGAUGCAGCGAUUGCAGUCUGGCCAGAACUCCACUGAUGCAGCUGAGACGGUGCUGCGGGCGAUUAAGAACAUGCCCGAAUCUGUUCAUGCUUUACUGUGA
Molecule: messenger RNA, 1305 nt
Organism: Ramularia collo-cygni
Lineage: Eukaryota; Fungi; Ascomycota; Dothideomycetes; Mycosphaerellales; Mycosphaerellaceae
Exons: 1
Coding region: 1-1305 (434 amino acids)
Source: RefSeq, a predicted model, not a curated record